UUGUUCAAGAUUCUUAAAAAUCAAGACUCUGCUCAGCUCUGUUAUGCCAUGGCGAUUGCAUACCGGAAGAAGAAAAUGGAUUCCAGAUUUUGGUGCCCGAUCCUCCUCGCCUUCGCCAUGCUCUCCGUCGGAGCACGCUCUCAGUCCACCGACGCCCUCGGCUUCCUCUCCAUCGACUGCGGCCUCAAGCCCGGUUCGUCCUACGUCGACCCCGUCACCAACAUCUCCUACGUCUCCGACGCCGGCUUCGUCAACACCGGCGUCAACCGCAACAUCUCCGCCUCCUACUUGUCCGACGUUAUCCCCCAGCAUCUCCGCACCCUCCGCUCGUUCCCCAACGGCGCCCGCAACUGCUACACCAUCGGAUCGCCGGCGGUGGCAAGGGGGUCCAAGUACCUCCUCCGGGCGUGGUUCGUCUACGGCAAUUACGACGGGAACAACGGCCAGCCGCUGGCCUUCGACCUCCACCUCGACGUCAACUACUGGUCGGGGGUGAACGUGACCAAUGCCACCUCACACCACAUGACGGAGACCAUCACGGUGGCCACCGCCGGGUAUUUCUCCGUGUGCCUGGUAAACACCGGCACAGGGACGCCGUUCAUCUCCGCAAUCGACUUGCGGCCGCUGAAGGACAGUCUGUAUCCGGCGGCGAACGAGUCGCGGAGUUUGGUGCUGCUCCGCCGGUGGAAUUUGGGAGUGGCGUCUGACUACUACAUCAGGUAUCCGGACGAUCCGCUCGAUCGGUGGUGGCCUCCAAAUCCGUCGGUCUCCCCGUUGUUGAAAAACGUCGCCACCAACUCCACCGUCCGAAACCUUCCCCAGGACUCCUUCCAAGUUCCCUCCAUCGUCAUGCAGACCGCCGUCACCCCCUUCCACGGCUCCAGCAUCGUCAUCAAAUGGAAUUCCUUGGCCGGCGACGACGUCAACCAGUUCUUCCCCAUCCUCCACGUAUCUGACAUCUUAGAUCCCUCCGGUAGCAAUCUAUCACGGCAGUUCACGGUCUACGUGAAUGGAGUCCGGUGGGUGGGGGGUAUAAUGACCCCCCCUUACCUCUACUCGGCCGCCGUCUACAGCCUGGCGCCGCUCCCUUCGUUCCCUACCUAUAACAUCUCCAUCAAGGCUCUCACCAGCUACACUCUCCCGCCCAUCCUCAAUGCCUUCGAGCUCUUCAGGACCAUGAGCAACGCCUCGGAUGCUGGAGAUGCCUUCGCCAUGGCCUCCGCCGGAGUUCGCUCUCAGUCCACCGAAGCCCUCGGUUUCCUCUCCAUCGACUGCGGCAUUGAGCCCAGUUCGUCCUACGUCGACCCCCUCACCAACAUCUCCUACGUCUCCGACGCCGGCUUCAUCGACACCGGCGUCAACCACAACAUCUCCGUUGCCUACGUGGGAGACUUCAAGGCCCCGCGGUUCCGCACCCUCCGUGCCUUCCCCAACGGCACCCGCAACUGCUACACCAUCGGGUCGCCGGUGGUGGUGCGCGGGUCCAAGUACCUCCUCCGGGCGUGGUUCUACUACGGCAACUACGACGGGCUCAACAGCCAGCCGCAGUCCUUCGACCUCCACCUCGGCGUCAACUACUGGGACAGGGUGAACGUGACCACUGCGGAGUCAUUCUACUGGACGGAGACCAUCACGGUGGCCACCGGCGGAUACUUGUCGGCGUGCCUGGUGAACACCGGCACGGGGACGCCGUUCAUCUCCGGGAUUGACUUGCGGCCGUUGAAGGACAGACUCUAUCCGGCGGCGAACGAGUCACGGAGUCUGGUGUUGUUCGGCCGGUGGAACAUGGGAGAGGAGUCUGACUACAUCAGGUAUCCGGACGACCCGCUGGAUCGGGUGUGGUUGCUUCUGGACUCCACGCAGAUGAACUGGAAAGACGUCUCCACCGACUCUGCCGUCGAAAACUUAUCCGAGGACUUCUUCCAAGCUCCUUCCGUCGUCAUGCAGACCGCCGUCACCCCUAUCAACUCCUCCAGCAUCGUCAUCACAUGGCAUCCCUCCCCGGGCGACGUCAACCAGUUCUUUCCCAUCCUCCACAUAUCCGAGAUCGCAGAUCUCUCCGGCACCGAUCAAUCGCGGCAGUUCAACAUCUACGCGAAUGGAUUACGGUGGCUGCCGGAAAUAGUAACCCCCCCUUACCUCUACUCGGGCUUCGUCUACAGCCUCGUGCCCCUCCUUUCGUCCCCCACCUAUAACAUCUCCCUCGAGGCUCUCAGCAACUCCACUCUCCCGCCCAUCCUCAAUGCCUUCGAGCUCUAUACGACCAUGAGCAACACCUCCGUGCCCUCGGAUGCUGGAGAUGUUGAUGCCAUGACAACAAUCAAGGAGCGGUAUCGGAUCCAGAGGAAUUGGAUGGGAGAUCCAUGUUCGCCUAAUGCUUUUGUUUGGGAUGGACUAAAUUGUACUUAUAUCUUGUCAAAUUCUCCAAGAGUCACUACUUUGAACCUGUCUUCAAGUGGGUUGACCGGGGAAAUAACCAAAUUUGUUGCCAGUCUUAGUGCACUCCAAUACUUGGACUUGUCUUACAACAAUUUAACAGGGCCAAUACCUAGUGUUCUCGCAAACUUAAGUUCUCUUAAACUACUUGAUUUGACAAGCAACCAGUUAAAUGGAUCAGUUCCUUCGAGCCUCCUUGAAAUGUCACAAAAUGGAUUACUUACCUUAAGACUGGAUGGGAAUCCACAUCUUUGUAACAAUGGUACAUCGUGCAAUGUGAUGCCUGUACCAAAAAAGAAGAAAAUAUCACCACCAGUGGUCAUGAUUCUUUCUAUAGUUCCAGUGUUAAUACUUCUUGCGCUGAUAGCCAUAGUUUGGAGAGUGAGGAAAACACUAGGUUCGAGCAUAGCCAACUCAGUGGAUCCACAGAAUGGUUUCCUAAAGCAAACAGAUAAUGCAUUGCAGCUUGAGAAUCGCCAAUUCACAUACACGGAAUUAGAGAACAUCACCAAUAACUUUCAAAAGAUCCUAGGCGAAGGAGGAUUUGGGUCUGUUUUCUAUGGACGUUUGGAAGACGGUACUCAAGUUGCGGUCAAAAUGCUAUCACAAUCAUCAUCACAAGGAACUAAAGAGUUUCUUGCCGAGGCCCGACACUUGACUAAGGUUCAUCAUCGGAAUUUAGUUUCUUUGGUCGGCUAUUGCAAUGAAGUAAAACAUUUGGGGCUUGUCUAUGAGUUUAUGUCUCAAGGAACACUACAAGAUCAUCUGCGAGGCAGGGCAAACAAUGCUAGGGCUUUAAGCUGGAGACAACGUCUUCAUAUGGCAAUUGACGCUGCACAAGGGCUAGAGUAUUUACAAAAAGGAUGCAAACCGCCAUUAGUUCAUAGAGAUGUGAAGUCGGGAAAUAUCCUUUUGAGUGAAACUCUGGAAGCUAAGAUAGCGGAUUUUGGGCUUUCGAAAGCUUUUCUAAGUGAGGUGAAUAGUCAUAUAUCCACUGUAGUGGUGGGAACUCCUGGAUACCUUGAUCCUGAGUAUUACAAUACCUCCCAGCUUAGUGAGAAAAGUGAUGUGUAUAGCUAUGGAGUGGUUCUUUUGGAAUUGGUCACUGGGCUACCUCCAAUAGUUCCAGGUACAAAAAAUGUACACCUAGUCCAAUGGGUGCUCCAAAGGCUUGACAGAGGAAACAUUGAGGAUGUUGUAGAUCCUAGACUGGAAGGGGAGUAUGACAUAAAUAGUGUCUGGAAGUGUGCUGAUAUCGCAUUGAAAUGCACGACACAAAGGUCCCAACAACGGCCAAACAUGACAGAAGUUGUGAUGCAGUUGAAAGAGAGCUUAGAACUAGAGAACUUUCAUUAUACAAACACAGUCACAUGCAGAGAGAAUCCAGACUGAGAAGUAAGAUAUGUGAGCUUGAUCAGUGCUCCUCUUGAGACAAGAGUGUCUAGAAUGACUGAGAUUUCCGGACCAAUGACAAGAUAAACAAGGGUUUGCUCGACUUUUCCCAUUGGUUGUUUAAGGUUCAAAAAUGUCAUUUUCUUCAAAUUCAUUCCUGUGUAUCGUUUUGCCAUGUUAUUACAUGGCAAAAACUUUGGUAUGUUCGUCCAUUUCAUCUUAGAACAAGCAUCUUGUAUUUUCACAAUGUUACCUUUGCCACAAAAAAUAUUCCCUCUUGCUCCUUCUGUUAA
Zingiber officinale is the source of this 4121-nucleotide messenger RNA. Its product is annotated as putative leucine-rich repeat receptor-like serine/threonine-protein kinase At2g19230. Gene Ontology annotation, molecular function: ATP binding; protein kinase activity; protein binding. The transcript is spliced from 16 exons. Gene Ontology annotation, biological process: protein phosphorylation. NCBI's taxonomy places the organism in Eukaryota, Viridiplantae, Streptophyta, Magnoliopsida, Zingiberales, Zingiberaceae. The record is from RefSeq and is a predicted model, not a curated record. The coding region runs from base 49 to 3828 and encodes 1259 amino acids.